This is a messenger RNA of Pseudophryne corroboree (corroboree frog), 447 nucleotides long. RefSeq names its product protein PET100 homolog, mitochondrial. Gene Ontology annotation, cellular component: mitochondrial inner membrane; mitochondrion. Lineage: Eukaryota; Metazoa; Chordata; Amphibia; Anura; Myobatrachidae. Bases 81 to 296 code for a protein of 71 amino acids. The transcript has 4 exons. The record is from RefSeq and is a predicted model, not a curated record. Gene Ontology annotation, biological process: mitochondrial respiratory chain complex IV assembly.
CCUUAGCGCUAAGUGACAAGCACUGCUGCCAAUCAUAUUGGUGGAGGCGUGUCCGGGCCUUAGCGUGAGAUGAAAGGAAGAUGGGGGUCAAACUGGAGGUUUUCAGGAUGGCCAUAUAUCUGUCCUUCCCUGUGACCAUGUUUUGGAUCUCUAAUCAACCAAAAUACUUUGAAGAGUACAUAGUGAAACGUAAGAGAGAGAUUUAUCCCCCGGAGCAAACUGAACAGAAGAGACAGUUGGCGGAGCUGAAAGAGAUGAUGAGACAGAGAAAAGAGAAGCUCCUAAUGGAGGAUUAGUGCAUCCCGUGACAAUUGCUGCUCCUGAUGUGCCCAUGGUUGUAUAUGGACUCUGGCCCGAUGUAUAUGGACAUGUGUUCUGAUCACAGAUGUAUAUGAUUGCAUGUGUCCUCAUGUUUAAAACUACAGUAAAACUGUGUUAUGUAAAUAA